Molecule: messenger RNA, 900 nt
Organism: Pistacia vera
Lineage: Eukaryota; Viridiplantae; Streptophyta; Magnoliopsida; Sapindales; Anacardiaceae
Product: peptidyl-tRNA hydrolase 2, mitochondrial-like
Exons: 7
Coding region: 1-498 (165 amino acids)
Cellular component (GO): mitochondrion; cytosol
Molecular function (GO): peptidyl-tRNA hydrolase activity
Source: RefSeq, a predicted model, not a curated record
AUGGAUCGCUCUUCAGACCCCAACAUGAAAAUGGCACGAGCCUCCGCCUUCUUCGAAAACCUUGCUGCUAAACUCAGUUCCAGUUUGGGAGAAUUGAGGCUUCUCAGUAUCUCCCGAUACAAGGACAGAACACGCCCACGAUUGGCUGUUCAUGAAAUUGUACCAAAUGCUAGUCAACCCUACUCAUCAUUUUCAAAUGGGCAGCUGAAGUGCCAUGGAAGCCAUGCAACUUUGGGUCUUUAUAAAAAGCUCCUACAUCGGGCACCUAAUGCUCUAAACAGGUGGGAGAUGUGUGCUCAACCAAAGGUGGUGUUGAAAAUUGAGAGUGAGGAGGAUAUGCUAGUUUUGCAAGAGAGGGCAAAGUCACUUGAAUUACCAACUCAUAUUACAAUUGAUGCGGGGAGAACACAGAUUGCGCCAAAUUCGAGGACGGUGAUGGCUAUUCUUGGACCUGUUGAAGUGGUAGACGAAGUAACAGGUGGACUGAAGCUUUUGUAGUAGAAUCUCAAUUCCAAGUGGAUGCUUAUGCGUAACUUCAAAUAGUGGAGUGCUAAAAGCAAUCUCAGUUACAAAAUCACAGCCAACAAUCUACAAUCUGGGAAAAUUUGGUCCAUCCACUUAUCUAAUGGUAAAUUUAUUCUAUGCAGUCUGGUAAGAAAUUCAUGCGAGUUAUCAACUUUCUUCUACUAUUUACGACGAUGAUGAUGAAAAUUCUUCUCCAUGACCUGUUGGAUACUGAAUUCUGCUGUGAUUUCGAUCACAAUAGUGUAAUGAAUAUUCCUAGGGUGGGAUAGAAUUCUUGAGAUGUUUUUGUUACAAACCAAACCUUUUACUGGAUUCUAAUUUUCAGAUAUGACACGCUUAUUCGAAAUUUCUCAUAGAGAACUGCUAUUUUCAUCA